AUGGAAUGGGACAACAACAGUUCCUUCAAAUACCAAACCCAGAUUUACUCUGGUGACAAGCCCACUUUUAUUCGUGCAGAGACAUACCCAGGCCACUGCAUUGCUGACAGAUUAAACAUCACCUCUCAUCACAACAACAGAAUACCCACACAAGUUUAUCACAGUGACCACAGAGGACUAUCAAUCCAGAUCCUUGACAACUCAUCCUCCAUGAACCCCAAGAAUCCAGCACCCCGCAGAUUCAACUUCAAAGCCACAGACUGGAACCAAUUCGCCGCAACACUGAAAGCCAACUACAAUGUCUCAGUUCCCACUAACAGGAACUUAAACAUCGAAGAAAUUGAUUCAACCCUGAGUAAAAUAUCGGAUCAGAUCAUCACAACCAUUAAUAGCACUGUCCCCAGGGCCAGCAGCUCUGACAGCGUCAAGAAAUACCUAACAAGACGAAUUAUUCGCCUACAAAAGGCAAAAUCUUCAAUGCUGACCCAGUACCACAGAUGUUUCGACAGUGAUUGUAGGUGCAAAAUACAAAAUACCCGAAGCGUAAAAAAACUACUUACAGAUCUGAGACUCGCCAUACAACAUGAAUUUGAUAAAUUCGUGGAGAGAUACUGGAAGAACCUUUAUCGAAAGAUAGACUUCCGUAAAUCCCACGAAUUUAUGCCUGCCAUAAAUAAAAUAUUCCGGCCAAAACCCAGAGAAACACUCCCUGAUAUCCACGUCAAGGACACAGAAGUUCACAUUCUACAGAGAAGCCAAUACAACGAGGACAACGCACAGAAGAUUGGAGAUGAAGUGAUUGUCUCUUACCCAAGCGACAAACUUAACGUCAUUGGGGCAUAUUACGAGACGAUCAACUCCCCCAGACACCUGAACAAUGGCACGAGACUACGUGAGAUCAUCGACAUCAAAACUCAGCAGUUCAAGACUGGCUUUGAUGAAGCUCGAGCUAAUGGAGAUACCAUCACCGUAUUCUCUGAUAAUAACCAUGCCUCUUUUCCAUCCACCGAAGAAUGCUCAUACUUCACGAGCCCUCUUAAGCUAGCAGGUAUCAUCAAGAGAGUCCCCAACAAGACCUCCAGUGGAAUUGAUGGUAUUCCCAAUGUCGUCCUGAAGAACCUACUAGAGGAAGUGAUCGCUGAUUAUGCCACUAAAGGCAAACCUCCGAACGCCCCCUCGAGCUACAGACCCAUCAGCCUCACUAUUACUAUAAGCAAGGUGUAUGAAGCUGUUGUGACCAACGCAAUCGUCAAGCACUGUAACGAGAAGGACGUGAUCCCGGGCAACCAAUUCGGAUUUCGCUUUCGGCACUCAACAACUCAUGCUAUCAACAAAUUCCUCUCCGAUGCCAACCAGGAGCUCCAAGCAGGGAACAUGAUCGGUGCCACACUGAUCGAUCUUGAAAAAGCAUUCGAUUCGAUGUGGCUCGAUGGACUUCUUUAUAAACUCCUGAAGAAGGAAUUCCCCGAUCACCUGAUCAGGCUGAUCUGGGAUAUGAUCAGAGAAAAACAAUUCUGCACCUGUGAGAACGCCGCCACAUCGUCAAUUGACUUCAGCAUUGCUGAGGGAUUGCAGCAGGGCACUGUGAAUUCACCAGUGCUCUUCUCAAUAUUCACAGCCGACAUCCUCUCGGCCUUUGGUAUGAACUCAGGAAGUGACGCAAGAUCAAUUGCUUACGCGGAUGACCUCAUUGUGUACAUCACUGGUAAACGAGCACCCAAGAUCCCGGAUGAGCUACAGAUCCUCGUUAACAAGGUUAACAAUUUGUACGCCACCUGGAACUUAAGACUGAACCCCACCAAAUGUGAAACAAUCCUGAUCAGACGCCCAUACCGAUUGAUCGGUGGCAGCGGAAGAAAAGGCAUCAAAGACUUCAGCAUCUCUACCCACCACCUGGAAACCAGAGAGAAAAUAGAUAUCCCGACCUGUCAAUCAGUCAGGUACCUUGGCAUGAUCCUAGACUGCCGCAUCAGAUGCGCGAUUCACCCCGGUACCCAGUUGACCAAGGCGAGGAACAGAUGUCGGAGCCUGGAGAGACUUUUCCACAACUCCCACAUCAACAAACGAGCUAAAGUAAUCUGUUACCUCAUCUUGGUAAGGCCCCUGCUCACCUAUGCAGCCCCAGUCUGGUGGAACACUGGUGUUGCACAAAUGGAGAAAAUCCGAAGAUUCGAACGCCAAUGUCUCCGAGCAGCACUGAAGCUCUACAGAACUCAGGAAUCAGACUAUCUCCUCAGCGUGAGCAAUAAGUCUCUCUACAAUGAAGCUGAGAUCCCUAGGAUCGACAAUUUCAUAAUAGAACUGACGAGAAAUUAUAAUCAAGGCCUAGGGGGAAUCAAGAAUCAAACGAUAGAAUCGUUGGUCAAUGUUGAUCCUACUUAUGUGAGCCAAGCAGCGGCUACGGGAUACUUCCUUCCCCAGUCGUUCACAUAUUUUGAUCGCCUUGGCAACACCCAAGAUGCUAACAACAUCCCCACGAUCUACCACCGAAGCAGACACAAAACUAAUAAAGCUCUGCCGCUGAAUUCUGAUGAACUUGGUAGAACCAAGUACUCUACUGCCAUACCUGAGAUUGACCUGGCGGUCAAUCUGGAAUUUUAA
Diachasma alloeum is the source of this 2601-nucleotide messenger RNA. RefSeq lists its product as uncharacterized. The transcript is spliced from 2 exons. The coding region runs from base 1 to 2601 and encodes 866 amino acids. Lineage: Eukaryota; Metazoa; Arthropoda; Insecta; Hymenoptera; Braconidae. The record is from RefSeq and is a predicted model, not a curated record.